This is a messenger RNA of Alosa alosa (allis shad), 819 nucleotides long. Its product is annotated as extensin-like. The coding region runs from base 1 to 819 and encodes 272 amino acids. Lineage: Eukaryota; Metazoa; Chordata; Actinopteri; Clupeiformes; Clupeidae. The transcript is spliced from 3 exons. The record is from RefSeq and is a predicted model, not a curated record.
AUGACCCUGGAUACCAAGCGCUACAAACGCCACCGCUGCCACACCACGCUACACUUUGUUCUCCGCCCCCACCACACUACGCCCCCACACUACGCCCCCACACUACGCCCCCACCACCCACACUUACGCCCCACCACACUCACGUCCACCCCACCACACUACGCCCCACACUACCCCCACCACACUACGCCACCACACUACGUCCCCACCACACUACGCCCCCACCACACUACGCCCCCACACUACGCCCACCACACUACGCCACCACACUACGCCCCCACCACACUACGUCCCCACACUACGCCCCCACCACACUACGCCCCCACACUACGCCCCCACCACACUACGCCCCCACACUACGCCCCCACCACACUCCCCCCCACCACACGCCCACCACACUACGCCCCACACUACGCCCCACCACACUACGCCCCCACACUACGCCCCCACACUACGCCCCCACUACCCCCCACCACACUACGCCCCCACACUACGCCCCCACACUACGCCCCCCACCACACUACGCCCCCACACUACGCCCCCACCACACUACGUCCCCACACUACGUCCCCACACUCGUCCCCCACACUACGCCCCCACCCUACGCCCCCACACUACGCCCCCACACUACGCCCCACCACACUACGCCCCCACACUACGUCCCCACACUACGUCCAGGUCUCCAGUCCCUCUCAGAUAUGCAGGAGUAGGAGGAUGAUCGGCUCUCUAAAAGCCUUCGGCCCCAGCUCUCACCUCAGCAUCCUGGUGCAUGACUGGCCAGCCAAGGGGCAGCAGCACACCCAGCCAACCCCACGCUGA